This is a messenger RNA of Musca domestica (house fly), 3301 nucleotides long. RefSeq names its product protein phosphatase PHLPP-like protein (gene Phlpp). Bases 214 to 3204 code for a protein of 996 amino acids. The transcript has 3 exons. Gene Ontology annotation, molecular function: protein binding. The record is from RefSeq and is a predicted model, not a curated record. Lineage: Eukaryota; Metazoa; Arthropoda; Insecta; Diptera; Muscidae.
AAACAACCAAGAAAUAUCGCAAUUAAAAAUGCAUAAAGUUCGGUCGUAUGUUAAAGGAUCGUUCAUGCAGAACGUACAUCUUGCGCAAAACGCUUUAUAACAGUCCAAAACAGCAGCAACAACAAUAACAACAACAGCAAUACCAUUUAGUACAACAAAAACGCAAAGUGACGGCAAUAACACCAACCAACCACCACCACCACGACCAUCGGCAUGAUUAAAGCCACGAAAAUUUUAACGAAACCUUCAGCCGAUUUGUAUCAACUGAAAUUGAAUAAAAUGAAAUCGAAUGAAAAGAACAACGAAAAUCCAAAAAACGAAGAGGCUUUGGUUUGCACCAAUUCUGAUUCGUUGGCUUCUGGAGCUUCGACAAUUGUUGAUCAACAGCAGCAGCAACAACAGCCGUUGAAGAAGUUCAGCCUGAAGGGCAAUCAAUUGAGUGGCAGUAUUCUAAUUGGAAAUUAUAAUUAUUUAACCCAAUUGGAGGUUAGUGAAAACGAAAUGGAAGUCUUGGAUUUAAGUUCUUUGGCCCAGUUGGAGACGCUGAAAUGCAGUCACAAUAAAUUGUUGGAACUGAUGAUUAAUGGCAGUAAUUUAACCUCAUUGGUGGCGGAUUCGAAUUGUCUCCAUUUGAUACACAUUUCCCCGCUGCCGAAUAAACUCUAUCAUGUGAACAUCUCCAACAACUAUUUCACCGAACUGCCAAAAUGGCUAAAUGAAUGCGAAAUGUUGGAAACUCUCGAUGCCUCACACAAUCAGUUGCAAAAAGUAACGGAUUUUCUGUUGACCGGCAAAACAACAAGGAUACGACAACUCAAUUUAUCGUACAACAAUUUAAGGAUCAUUGAACGAUUGUCGGAACGUUUUCGCUUGCUGGAGGAACUUCAGCUGCAUAGCAAUGAACUGCAAUUGCUAACCGAUAAUCUGUUUGCCAUAACCAAGGGAUCGUUGAAGUUGUUAAAUUUAUCGUCCAACAAAUUGCAAAUUUUGCCACCCAUCGAAGAGAAGGAUUUGAAGGAGUGCGAAUUUGUAUUGGAACGCCUGCUGGUGACCGGCAAUAAUUUGGAUGAUCGCAUUUUUGAGGUGCUCAAAGAGGCUAGGAAUUUGAGGGUGUUGUAUGCGGCCUAUAAUAAAAUAUCCGCCAUAUCCGAGGAUUGUCUACAGCGGCUCGGCAAUCUGGAGGAGUUAAUGUUGUCGGGAAAUUUGCUACAACAUCUGCCAGAGAGUAUUUGUGAAUUGAAAAAUUUACAAGUCUUGAGGGUCCACUCUAAUCUGCUGCUAAGUACACCAGCCUUGAGUAAAAUAACCACCCUGCGUGUUUUGGAUCUGGCCCACAAUCAUUUGGAUCACCUGGAUUUGAUGAGUUUGGUGCCACAAAAUCUCAAAUACUUGGAUUUGUCCUGCAAUCUCCAGCUCCAGGUAGAUGAGCAACAGGUGAAUGUGUGCCGCAGCCAGCGCAAAUGGAGUCUGGUCGAUGUGUCGGGCAAGAAUCGCAUUAAUUUACCCACCAAGAAGUCGCCGGAAUCAAAGGAUAUUCACAAUGGCCAUAAGCCACCCUGGUUUGUGGGAUUCUCUGAGACACCGGGUAAAUGUCGUAAACUCCUGGUUAUCCAGCUGAGAGAGGGAAAGUUUCGCACCGAUGAAGCCCUGUUUGGCAUGUUCAUCAGCGGCAGCAAUACCUCCUCCCAUGUCUGUAAAAUGGCCCAAAUGUUGCCAAAACUCUUGCAGCAGGAGCGUAUGGUUAAGGAGAAUAUGGGAGAUUAUAUGAAAUACACUCUGCUGGCGGGUCAGCAAAAAUUGUCGGACAAACCUCCAAUUGGCUCAUUGCUGUGCCACAUAUCUCGGGAGAAUACAAGGCCGAAGUUCGAUAUGGUAAGGCCGCAGAAGACAAAACGUUAUGUCCUGAGGGUUGCCAGUAUGGGAGACAUAGGGGCCUAUCUGAUAAGGCGUACCAAUAAUAUCCAGCUGAUUGCCAGACCGGCAUCGUUGAAAUCUGUACAAAACGCCUCUUUCAGUGAUCCCUCGCUGGCGGAAUGGAUCCUGGGCAAUGAUGAUGAAUAUCUGGUGAUUUGCAAUCCCGAAAUACGUUCUGUGCUGGAUAUUGAUCGCAUUGCCCGGGAGGUACGCAAGGAAGAGAAUGUGGUGUUGGCGGCCAAGAGGGUCCAAGAUAUGGCCCAAAGUUUCGGGGCCCAAGGCAAUCUGAGUGUUAUUGUAAUACGCUUCAAGAACAUUGGAACCGAUGUGGAUUAUCUGAUCAAGGAACUCAAGCAGACGGUGCGACGAAAGCCCCAAAGUCUGGUGGCCAGCCCGGUGAAUACUGGACUCCUGCCGAAUGUGUGCAAAAGGGCCUGCUGUGAUCGUAGCCUCAAUUGCCGACAUCGUUUUGCUGGUGCCACGGCAACCAAGCAACUGCCCUCAAUUGCUUCCCGGAUUGGCAGUGAUCGUUCCUCUCCCAGUGGCCAAAGUGAUCCAGCUCUUAGCGUGGCUAAUCCCAAACAAAUUGAGGGAGACAAUGAAUAUAUCUUAGCCCAUGCUCGUGUCCUGGAGGAGACCACCGAAAUGGAAAUGCUCGAUGAAACUGAUUCAGCCCUUUCCGAGGAGCAGUUCAAGUGCUGGGAAUACAUGUUGGAACAGAAUACCCAACUGCUGUUCGACAAAGAACUCAAUACCAUAUCGAAAUCGUUUACCAAAAAUCGCAAUGCGGAAAGGAAACGUUCGACACCGGAACGUUAUGAUUACAAAUCGAAUUUAUUGAAGACAAGUACUCCGAAAUUCAUUUCCACCAGUUCGCCACAGCUGCUGUAUUCGGAGGUGAAGAAGGGUAAUGUUGGUCUAUUGAAUCCCGCAGCCAAUCCUUUGGGAAACCCAUCCUCGGCUGGAACUUCAACUGCCCAACAGUCGCAGGUUUCAUUUCUCUCCAAACAUUUUGGCAGUGCCCGUUCAUUUGGCACCGCCUACAAUUUCUUUACGGAUUCCAAAAGUCGUGAUUCGCUGGCCAGCGGCAUUGGCUAUAGCAAGUUGAGUGGUGGUCCGAAUGCAGCCUAUUUUGGAUCCCUGCAACGUCUUAUGCCAUAUAAUUUGGAAUAUGACUUUGCCGUUACGCAGGAACGCAAUUAUCUCGACGAGGAUGAGGACGAUGAUGAUUUCAAUGAUCAUGAACAUCGUAUGCGUAAAUAUUGGGGUGUUGCCACCACGGAACUUUAGGAGAGAGGUGUUGUGGUAUAUAAGUUAUAGGUGUAUAUAGAUUUGGAAUAUUUUUUUAAGAGCGCUCAGUUAUUGGAUGAUGUAAAUUUUAGGAUUA